UAACCGCUGGUCUCUAAUUACUCCCAGUCCCACAACAAAACAUGACAGAGCGUGUCAGGUGUUGCCCUAAAACAAUCAAUAACAAAGACGUCGCGAAGCUUUUAGCGCGACAUAAGCCACCGUUUAGCCCAGCCCCAACUGUCCGCGGGCCCCUGUUUGACCGUUUGGUCUUAGGGGGCCGGGCUCGUCCGGGUCAUGAGACUCCAGAGGUGGGUUUGUCUCCGUAAACUCGCAGCUGGAUCUCUCUCCGCUCCAUCCUCCUGGAGGCUGGUCGCUUUUACCAGCCAGAAGCAGCACGUGCGUCGGUUCAGUCAGACUGUGGCGAACAUGGCAGAAGAGGCGAAGAAACUGGCCGCUUUCGCCGCCGUGGACAACCACGUCCAGAACAACCAGGUUAUUGGAGUGGGCAGCGGGUCAACUAUAGUAUAUGCUGUGGACAGAUUAGCGGAGAGGGUGCGCCAAGAAAAGCUCAACAUCGUGUGCGUGCCCACCUCCUUCCAGGCUCGACAGCUGAUCCUGCAGCACGGUCUCACGCUGUCGGACCUGGACAGGCACCCAGAGCUGGACGUGGCCAUCGAUGGAGCGGACGAGGUGGACUCGGAGCUCACGCUCAUUAAAGGUGGAGGCGGCUGCCUGACCCAAGAGAAGAUCGUCGCCGGCUGUGCCAAGCAUUUCGUCGUCAUUGCCGACUUCAGAAAGGAUUCUAAGGCCCUGGGCCAGCAGUGGAAGAAGGGAGUUCCUAUUGAAGUUAUCCCCAUGGCUUAUGUCCCCGUCUCCAGGAUGAUAGCCAGGCGCUUUGGAGGGGAAGCCAUCUUAAGGAUGGCUGUCAGUAAAGCAGGUCCCGUCGUCACCGACAACAGCAACUUCAUCCUGGAUUGGAAGUUCGAGCAUGCUCAGAACUGGAAGGAAGUCAACACUGCGAUCAAGAUGAUUCCAGGUGUGGUGGAGACCGGGCUCUUUGUAAGCAUGGCUGAACGAGCGUACUUCGGGAUGGAGGACGGAAGCGUAACGAUCCGGUCCGCUCCAGUCAACUGAGGCGUUUCUCCACCAGCCACGCCUCCGUCCUCCCACAAGUGCCCCCGCCAUUAACCAACCCUACAUCUAAAGAAAAGAAAAAUACUCCAGCAGGGACGUUUUCAUUCAUCCCAAAACUGAGGGGCAAGCUACCCAAGACCUCUUGACCUACCUCAUCCAGCAGGUGGUGCUUCUAGUUCUGCGAGUUUUAAAAGUGCCUGAUGAGGAAGGUCGAGUGGCACAGGGAAUGUCCCCGUGAUCGACGGGGUUUGGCUGCAGGACUGUGAUUCCCAGGUGGUCAAACCAAAGUGUGCCUUAAGAUUCUGUGUUUGGGUCCUUGCAAGACUCCCGUUCCAUUGUGAUCUGCCAGGCUGAGGGGAACGAGUGAAAAUUCCCAGUGAAACAAAUCGCAUCAUCAGCAGAAAGAAGUCAUCUGCUUUAGGUGUUUAUGUGUAAGAACACAUUUGGAUAAAUUACAGUAGAUGACUGUAAGAUUUCUGCAGAAUGAGUUGGCAGCCGACCUGAAGGGAGACAUUUGGCCCAACGCGUCCUCUCAGUCAAUUGUAAAGAGAGCCACUGUAUUCCUGUGAGUCAUGAUUUGGUUUCCUGCCAUGGAAGAAGACAGUUUGUGGUUACCUCAGGGUUUCACAGUCCUGCAGCCUCACCAUUUGUUCUAAAAGGGAAAAAAAAUUACAUGUGUACGUAAAUGCAUGCACUUUCCUCUGCUGUGUCGGUUCUUUUUGUGCCUGUAAGUCACUUGCAUGACGGUUAUUUACCCACGACGCCAGCUGUUGGCUCACAGAAAAUGUAGUGCCACGAUUUUUCUUUGUGAAAAAGUAACUAAUGAUGGAAGUUGUCACAUGUUAAACGUAGCCUUAUAUACGCACAACACACACAUGCUGUGCGUGCCUUAGACUGCUCAACACCGAAGAUUCCUGUUGAGGUGCAAAUUGCAGCCUCUUUGGCAUUGGAUUCUUUUUGAAAUACAUUAAAUUUCCUUUUAAACUACAGCCAUAACUAUCCUAUUAGUAAUCAAGUGUCAGUAUUCCUUCUCUUAAGAAAAGCUGUAGUUCCACAAGCUGUCUGCAGCAUCUGUCUAGAAACUCAGAACUUUGUAAAGAGACUCUUGAGCAUUAAGGCACAGAGGUUAAAGCAAACAAGCUCAUUUCAGGUGAAUUUAAUUUUAGCCUCAUUAAGGAAAGAAAGAAGCCAGAUUGUAUGUUCUCUCAGCCUCUGAGGCUGUGACAGCAGAACUACACCAGCGUUUCCCUCAUCCUCUUCUCAACCAGUCGACUGUGAAUAUAAUUUUUCUGUGAAGGUACUAUUUUCUUUGCAAAUCAAUACAGGACCAAAAAUGAAAA
Messenger RNA from Menidia menidia (Atlantic silverside), 2375 nucleotides. NCBI's taxonomy places the organism in Eukaryota, Metazoa, Chordata, Actinopteri, Atheriniformes, Atherinopsidae. The record is from the annotation of a GenBank genome assembly.